Plasmodium relictum is the source of this 678-nucleotide messenger RNA. RefSeq names its product methyltransferase-like protein, putative. The transcript has 2 exons. The record is from RefSeq and is a predicted model, not a curated record. Gene Ontology annotation, biological process: methylation. Bases 1 to 678 code for a protein of 225 amino acids. Gene Ontology annotation, molecular function: protein methyltransferase activity; S-adenosylmethionine-dependent methyltransferase activity; nucleic acid binding. Gene Ontology annotation, cellular component: eRF1 methyltransferase complex. Lineage: Eukaryota; Apicomplexa; Aconoidasida; Haemosporida; Plasmodiidae.
AUGUCAGCAUCUUAUAAAAUUAAAAAAAUUAAUUUUGAUUUUAUUUAUAAAAAUGAGGAAAUUAAAAACAACGUGUAUUUACCAAGUAGCGAUACUUUCACUUUCAUUGAGGUAUUAGAAAAUGAAGUAGAAAAUAUUUCAUCAAAUGUAAACAUUGCUUUAGAAAUGGGAACAGGAAGUGGUUAUUUGAUUUUAUCCUUGUAUGAGAUGCUAUUAAAAAAAAACAAAAAAAUUGAACUUCUUUAUUGUAUUGAUAUAAAUGAAGCGGCUUGUAAUUGUAUAAGAAAUUUAACUAAUAUUAAUAAAAUUUCAAAUGUAGAAAUACUUAAUAACAAUUUAUUUAGCAAUCUAAGAAAGUGUAAUCAAUUUGAUUUAGUUAUAUUUAACCCACCUUAUGUUCCAACAGGAGAAGAUGAAAUUAACAAAACAGACAUCGUUGCUUCGUAUGCAGGAGGUAAGCUAGGAAGAGAGGUUAUUAUGAAGUUUUUAUUAAACGUAUAUGAUUAUGUUAGUAUUAACGGAGUUAUAUACUUAUUAUUAGAAAAACAGAAUUUACCACACGAAAUUAUGAAUAGCGUUAAUAUAAAAAAAAAGUUUAAUUGUAUUGAAUUAAAAAAAAAAAAAACAUUAAAUGAAACAAUUUUUAUUUACAAACUUAGAAAAAAACUUAUUCCCUAA